Messenger RNA from Loxodonta africana (African savanna elephant), 3537 nucleotides. RefSeq names its product SPATA31 subfamily G member 1 (gene SPATA31G1). The record is from RefSeq and is a predicted model, not a curated record. Lineage: Eukaryota; Metazoa; Chordata; Mammalia; Proboscidea; Elephantidae.
AUGAUUGUGGGCCCAGUGAUUACUGACUCUGGAUGUGGGGCAGGGACUGAGGGGUUCAUAAGCCUUGUGUCUGAAAAGGCUCCAUGCCAGAUAGACUUUCUCUACUCCCAGGGCCUACCACUUCUGCACCAUGUGGCUCUCCUUGACUGCCUGUGGAAGCAGAAGUCAGAAGAGGAGGAGGAGGAAGAGGAGGAGGAGGAAGAGGAUGCAUCUUUGGGUCCAUUGAAUUCAUAUUCUGCUCCCAAAGAAGUUCCCAUUGGAGAACAAAUCACCAUAGCCCCACCUCAGCCAUCCUGUAGUUCUGAGGGCUUCCUCAAGGCAUCAGGUAUACCAGAGCAAAUAUUCACACAGCCUGUAAACCCUUCCAGAUCCUUCCCUACCUUCCAGAUCCUGACCAACCUACCUGUGAGGCACAAGACAGCAUCAGGAAGCUGCCUGCAGCAGAGAAAAAGCCAGCUUUUCUGGGGUCUCCCCUCUCUGCACAGCGAAUUCUUAGAGGCCACCCAAAAAUUAUCCGUUGAUUCUUCUAUCUUCUUCAACAAGUUUGCCUUUCUGCCUAAGCCCAAUCUACUGCUUUCCCAGUACUGCCCCUCAACCACCCAGCUUUCUACCCAUCGAGUCCAUACUAUGGAAGAUCUGGGAGUGCUGCCCCCUGAGCCUCAGUUACCUUCCCCUACAUGUUCUCCUCCUGUCCUAUCCCUAGCCCUCCAUCUUAAGCCCUUUCCUACAGGUCACGAAGGAGUCCUAUCUGGCACUGAGGCAUAUCCACGGUUGCUUAAGCAACAGAGAGAUGCCCCUGUGGUCCCUAAGGACCAAGCCCUGCACCCUCAGCCUGAACUCCAAAGAACCAGCCCCUCUAAGCUCCUCUCUUCAUCUGAGACCUGGUGGGGGGUGCUAUGGGAUCCCAGCCUUCAUCACCUCAUUCCAAAUUCACACUCUGCCUCUCUGCUGUAUCCUUCUAGUCUUCUGGGAGUCCUUACUAGGUUUGAGCCCCCAUGGAGAACUACGGGGCAAAAUGAGGACCCCAAAUCUUCUGGGCCAGCAAUGUCAGCCCCUAGCCCAACCCCAGCCUCCCUGCCAGAACUCCAGGGAGUCAACCCUGCAGGAGACCUGUCUGGAUCUGAGGCCCUCUGGGAAGCCAUGGGGCAAAAAGAGGACCCUCAGAUCGCUAACACUCUAGCCCUAAGCCCUUACCAACCCUUAGCCCCCAUGACAGAGCCUCAAGGAACAAGUCCCCUGGGAGUUCCACUUGGAUAUGAGACUCAAUGGAGAACCACAAAACAUAAAGACAGCCUCCAAGCUUCUGAGCCCCCAAUGCCAGCCCCCUGCCAGUCCACAGAUUCUCUCUCAGAACACCAGAAAGUCAACCCUGAAGAAGGGCUUUCUUCACUUAAGGCUUUCUGGGGAACCAUGGGGCAAAAAGAGAAUCCUCAAACCUCUGAGUUUUCAGUGCCAGUCCUCUGUCUUUCCCCAGCCGCCAGGACAGAACUCCAUGGAGACAGCACCCUGCGAGAGUCAUCUGGAUAUGAGGCCCAGUUGGGAUGCAGAAAGAACUCAGAAAACCCCUGGGCUUUUGAGCCCACAGACUUGGACCUAAACCCAUGCUCAGUUUCUCUGCCAGGGAUGUGUGUCCCAUCAGGGUCUGAGGAUCCAUGGAAGGACAUACAGAGAAGAGAAAAUCUUUGGGUCUCUGCAGACCCAGUUUCACCUCUCAGCCUUCCCUCAACUUCUCUGCUGAAGUCCAUAGGAAUAGGCCCCCAAGGAGUCCUGCCUGAGUUCAAAGCUUUGCGGGAGACCAUGGGGCAGAGAAAGAACCUCUGGGCCUCUAAGUCUCCAGGCUCAGCACACAGCCCACCUCUAGCUCCCCUUCCAAAGUCCCAGGGAAUUAAUCCUGUGGGAGGCCUCCCAGGAUCAGAAGCUGCAUGGAAUGACAUUGAACAUUCCAGAAAUUUCUGGGCUGCUGAGCCUCCAUCUCUGGUCCUCAGCCCACCCCCAGCUCUUAUACUGGAGUCUUUCAAAGUAAGCCCCAUUGGGGUCCUGUUUGAUUCUGAGGCUAUAUGUGGGGACACACAAAGGAGAAAGAACUCCUGGGCCUGUGAGCUUCUAGCUUGCAGCUUACACCAAGACCCAUAUGAAGCCAGCCCCCAGGGAAUGCUGUCAGAUUCUGGACAUGUUAGGGGGGUCAUGGAACAGAAAAAGAACUGUCGUGUUCCUGUGCCUCCAGUUAGGGGCCCCAGUCCAACCCCAAACUCUGUGUCAAAAUCCCACAUAAUCAAUCCUAUUGGAGAUCAAUGGGACUAUAAGCCUGAGGAGGAAGUGGUAGUGCAGAGAGAAAACUGCUGGGCUGAGCUUCCAGCCUCAGGCCCCAGCUCUCUCUCUGCCCCUCCACCAGAGCUGCACAUUGACUCCGAAUUUGUGUGGAGAAAUGUGCAGCAAAGAGAGGUCCCCCAGUGCUCCAGCCCUCCAGCAGUGGACCCCCUACAGCCAAGGUUCUGGCCUCCUACUUUAGCUGAAACUAUGAAGAUUAAGCUCACUCAGCCUGACCUACUCAAGGGAGAGAUAUUCCCAGGGGCUAAGGGACAGACUCCACUCUCCCAGGAAGAGACUGUUCCAGAUAUGCCCACCCACCCUGGGGUUCAGGCCUGGCACUGGAGUAGAGAGCUGGAACUCAGGUUGAAAAACCUGCAGCAGAGCUCUGCUUCCAGACCCCCUGAUCUAGGUCGACCAUUUUGCAGCUCUCCUACCCCUAGCUCUACGACUCUAGGCUCCUGGGAAUCCUCUUCCUACCCCCCACAGCAGACUCAUCCUCCCAACCCGUGCCCCUACUCUUCAAGUUGCUGUUUCCAAAAAGCUCAGGGCAUAGUACCUCAGCCUGCCCAGGUCUCCCACUGUCAUCACCCCCACUCCUCUUCCCAGCCUCAUUCACAAGGGUCUGGCAGGUCGAAACAAAGGUCUCAGAGAGAAGAGAGUGUAAAGAGGAAGAUGGUAGCCAAGGUCCUCUCCCAGGAGUCAUGUGUUCACUUGGAGGCUGGUGACAAGUGCUCAGGCCUAGAAGAGCCCUCAAACCCUAAGGUUCCAGCUUCAGGCAAGAGGCAGGACAAAGUUUCAGACCUACCUUCAGCCAAAAAUAGAAAGUAUCCCAAGAAAUACAGAUCAGGAGACCACAGAGGAGGGGAUGCACGACUGGGGUCAUCCACAGUCACAGCAAAGAGCCAACUUGCCCAGGCCCAAAGACUGGUGGAGGCCCCUGAAAGCAGACCUUCCCAAAGAUCUCAGCACAGGGGCCAGAGCUCUAUACACACCGCUCUCCCCCAGCAGCUUCUCCCCAAGACUGGGGUUCUCCAGAAUCAGCAUGGGACAGGGAUGGGAGCUGGUGACAUGCCGAACACUCAGCACUGUAAGCACUUUAAGAAGCGUCUCUCCUCCCCAACACCUCAGACUCCAGUUGUCAGGGGUCUCCAAAGAAUGUUAGCCAAGUUGCUGGGUACCCUUGGGCCCCAGCCUACCAAAUCCAAUCAGCAGAGGAAAUGCUGGUAG